Messenger RNA from Strongylocentrotus purpuratus (purple sea urchin), 1056 nucleotides. Its product is annotated as trypsin-1. The transcript has 5 exons. The record is from RefSeq and is a predicted model, not a curated record. Gene Ontology annotation, biological process: proteolysis. NCBI's taxonomy places the organism in Eukaryota, Metazoa, Echinodermata, Echinoidea, Camarodonta, Strongylocentrotidae. Gene Ontology annotation, molecular function: serine-type endopeptidase activity. Bases 142 to 1056 code for a protein of 304 amino acids.
AUGUACAAAAGAAACAUAAGCAUUUGCAUCGACAUGCUCACUCUUCAGCUCAGUCGCUGAUGUCACUACAGUUUUGUUACUCGGUUUCUCAGAUUAUCGAGUUCAUACACAACAACAAAGUCUUGAUAAUAUAGAAAAACAAUGGCGCCAGUUUCUUUGAUGCUCGUGGUUCUGAUGAUUGCUACAUCGUUAGCAGCUAAUUGGCAAGCAAAUCCUAAUGAUUGUGGGAAGACUUACCAAGGAAUGAACACCAUGAUCAUCGGCGGUGAACCAGCUGAGGAGUAUGCGUGGCCAUGGCAGGUUGCUAUGUUCAAGAAUGGCGAGUUCGUUUACUGUGGGGCAUCUCUGAUCGACCCGUGGUGGGUCAUGACAGCUGCACAUUGCGUUGAUAGGUGUAACCUGUGCAAGCCCGAAGCAUACGAGUUCAGAGCUGGAUCAACCAGUCUCACUAAAGACACUGACGUCACGCAGAAACUUCAGGUCUCGAAAAUCAUCGUCCAUCCCGACUUUGAUUUCGAAGAUUAUUACAACUUCGACAACGACAUCGCCCUAUUUAAGAUGAGGGAACCGUUCACACUCACCGAAGAUUACCGAGUGAAUACGAUUUGUCUUCCUACCGGGGAUAUGAAUGAUGAGUUCGUGAUCGGGCAGGAUGCAAUAGUGACUGGAUGGGGGACGCUGGUUUGGGAUGGAGAGGAAGAAUUUCCUGACGUAUUAAAUGAGGUAGUGGUUCCCAUCUACAAUCAGACACAGUGUGAUGAACUUGUCGGUGACGUCACCGAUAACAUGAUCUGUGCAGGACUGAAAGAGGGAGGUGUUGAUGCUUGUUCGGGUGACAGUGGUGGUCCCUUAGUGGCGUAUCCAUCGAAUAACACCGACCAGUACUAUCAGAUUGGUGUGGUGAGCUGGGGGAAUGGGUGUGGCGAUCCGAAUUCACCCGGAGUCUACACCAGGGUCACACGUUAUGAAGACUGGAUCCGAUCGUUCUUUAACACCCCAACUCAAGAGUCAUGUAAGUUGGACUGUCUUCACGGCGUAGCUAGCGUCCGUCGUUGA